AUGUCGCACUCUUACCCGAAUCCAUACAAUGUCCAGAGGCCCGGACAGCAUUCUCCGUUACUGACCACUCCAGCAUUUCACCGACCGCGGCAGAUACCAGCCCAGCAACACAGAGCAAAUUCCUCUAUGUCCAGGAGUCAUCAGCAUAAUGCGAGUAUAACGUCAAACCCGUCGCAAGGAACUCAGGAACUGGGAAGCGAACCGGAUUUUGGGCUGGGUAACCCCCAGUACAAUCUCCCGCCGGUGUCUAGUCCUGGAUCUUUACAACCUUGGGCUGACAUAUACAAUCUUGAUGAAGACAACUCCUACCGCGAAUCCUCCUUUGACGAUUUCCUAACGACAGAAGAAUCUUCCGAAAACCCCCUAAGCGAGCAUACCACUCCCCAAGAACAAAUUUGGGAGCAACAGUUCAUAUUGCAAGACGCCGCACAGCCUCGCAUAGUUGAUCCUUACGGGUCGAAUGAUUUCGAAGCCGCGCAAGGAGCUCCCGGAAGUUCAGAUUUGCAAAGCUAUUUUCACCACACCGAAGAGACACUGCCCAAAUUCGUCUCUGGAGAAGAGCUAAUGAGUUCCAAGAAUUCCUCAAUUGGGUCGUCUCUUCCCAUUCCUCCGCGCCUGCCAACUCCCAAUCAGCAACAAAAUCAAUCAAUGGACCGCUCAGCCGCUUCCCACAAAAGAGGAGCCUCUCAAACUCUCAAAGUGGACACGACUUCGAGGCAUACCCCUUCGUCCGAUCACAAAGUAAAUGCCUGGCAGGGCACAUCAUUCAUACGGGCACCGAGCCCUGUGGUCAUGGUAUCUGACUAUGAGACCUCUGGUGGCGUGAAGUCCGAGACAUCACAGAGUCUAAUGCCUACAUCUGCCAAGCGUGGUCGUGAGAGCGAGUCUUCUGACGAUGACGACGAUGGUGAUGGUCUUGAGGGAUCAGGAACAAGGGAUGUAGACGUGUCUCCGUCUCAUCUGAUGCCUCCAGACGCCAAUGGUACAGAUAAUGUACGUUCGACUGCAACACAGCGUCACGGUCUUGAACCACAGUCGAGGAAUGACGAAACGGUACCCUCGGCCAAAGAGCUUGAAGAGCAGCGCCAACUUGAGGAAAGAAAUGCCGAGGUUCAAGAAUGGCUUGCAACAAGCGAAGCUGGCAGUGGGCCUGAAGAUGAAUCAGGAGCAAACGUGUCUCGCCGGACGCCUCAAGGGCCAAGGCGGCGGGCCCAUACCGCUGAUGGCCGAGUGGAUGCUCUCGGCCCUGUGUACUCAGACGAGCAUAUCCCUGGUCCUGGGGCUCUUGUUGAUGUGGAAACAGACGACGAGUAUUUUGACGACGACGUAUCAACACAAUCGUCGGCAAUUGAAGAGUUCACAGAGCGGGCCAUCGAGCAAUAUCGGCAAGACGGCUCACCGCGCCUUUCACCGCAUGCUCUCGAGGGUCGCACAUCGCCGGAUAAAUCUGCUUUCCCUCCGCUCGAAGAUGAAACGCCAGCAGAACUACGGGACCCGUUGCCUACCCAGUUCAUCAGGCGAGGCCCAUGGCAGGAUCCGGCUCGGGGCCCUGUUGUCAGCACAAGAGGUCAACCCAAUACAUCAAACGCAGCUGCAUACAAGUUUAACGAGGAGGCAGCAAAGUGGGAGACCGCCUCGAGGGCUGCCACGUGGGGAACACGACGUCGGCUGAGCGAGAGUGAAAUCAACUCCAUUGUUGAAGGUAGUCAAAUUCGACACCUGUCCCUUUCGAAAAGGGGGCGGGAACGAACGAGCAGCCUCUUCAACAAGGCUCGGGGCAUGUUUCCCCGGCGCAGUAGCAGUAACAUAAAAGAAGAGCCGUCGGCAGAGGACAAAGAGCCCGUCCCACGAGGUCAUACCCACCGAAGCUCUGUCGGGAGCAUCAAACCCCAGAGGAUGCCGAGUUUUGGCAAGCCUAAGUCACCUUCGUUGAAUACGGGCAGUGCCUUGCUUGCUAUGACUGGUCACCUUGCAGCUGUCGGGCGUGGAAAUUCAGUCGCCCAAGACUUUGAUGCCUCCAAGUCAACACGCCCCUUACAGACGCUGAAGAAGCAGCGCAGCAAAAGUGACGUGACCAAGAACGCAAAGUCGUCAAACCUCGGGCUGGCAGAUCUGUUGACCAAGCAUGGCGGACCACCCAUUCCGACUCUCGCAUCCCCCAUGCAUGAGCGGGAACCGAUCCUGGCCGCACAGAUUAUCGACAACGAAGACGCUCCUGCGGAUGACGACGAGGACGAAACAGACGAGGUGGCUAUUAGGAUGGAUCUUGAGAUCCGCGCCGAGGACAUUAUGCCGACGAUCGACGGAUUCAGAGAUCAUGCGCGUAAACUCAAUCCUCGGCUUGAGCCAUAUCUCAUUGAUCGCAUUGGCCAAGAGCAGAUUCGACGCUACAAAAAACUCGUUGAAACCAAGAUCAAGCACACUCGUUCUGUCCAAGUUGCCCAUAAAUGCGCCUCGGGCAAGUUUUGCUUCGAUCUGGGCGGCGACUCGAUGCCUCUAGCGCCCCGGGUCAGCUCUAAGGAUCCGGACACGACGCUGACCCAGUUUCAAAUCAGUAACCCAGCAGAUGAUGAAGCCGAUGAGUCCGGGUUCACGGACGGCAUUGUCACGCCGGCAUUGUUUCCCGUAGGGAUCCCGCUGCCACCGGUUUCACGACUUCCGGCCGAAUUUGAAUGUAAUCUCUGCUUCAAGGUGAAGAAGUUUCAUAAACCGUCCGACUGGACAAAGCACGUGCACGAAGACAUCCAGCCAUUUUCCUGUACAUUCCCCAACUGUUCCGAGUCGAAGUCGUUCAAGCGCAAAGCAGACUGGGUACGCCACGAGAAUGAGCGGCACCGGCACUUGGAGUGGUGGCAGUGUUCGAUUCAGGAGUGCAAUCACAUCUGUUACCGCAAAGACAACUUUGUCCAGCAUCUGGUAAGGGAACACAAGAUGACCGAGCCUAAGGUCAAGCGGGGUUCGGGUAGCAGCAAGAACAAGGCGAUCAACGGUGGCAUUCAAGAGGACAGUGAGGUUUGGCGCAUGGUGGACAAGUGUCGCUCCGAAACCGACAAGAAGCCCCGGGAUGAGCCCUGCCGCUUCUGUGGCAACGUCUGUUCGACAUUCAAGAAACUGUCCGUGCAUAUGGGAAAGCAUAUGGAACAGAUCGCCAUGCCAGUACUGCAGCUCGUGAACAUGAGGGAAGUCUCACCCGAUACCAUUGUCAGCCCGGUUGAUCAGCCGCCGGUGAUGGCGUCGUCGUUCGCAACCAUUCCUGGGACGCUGAACCACGUUGAUACGAGCAAUCUAUCACCAUAUCCCGCCAGUGCGACAUCAGCCUAUCAAAACUCCUCUGCAGGCCAGUCGCCGGCUUCGAUGCAUGGGCGUCCCCAAAAUGCGGGCUACCAGCUCGACCGGGGAUACUACAGCCCGCAUGCGCUUACACCAACAGGCCCAGCCCAGAUGAUGACGGGUGGUUACGGUGCCACGGGGAAGUACGCUCAUCAGUCUCCCAUCUUCAUGGGAUCAGGUCAGAUGGAUACGCAGCACCCACACAGUCUAUCGCCCCAGAACGCAAUGGUGACGCCCCGAUCUCAGCCGGUGGGCCAAGGGUACGAGAACGCAUUCUACGACGCAGCAGGGGCCAUGUAUACGCAAGCACCGAUGCAAAACAUGUAUGCGAGCGCGCACUCGCAUUCGCACUCGAUGCCGGGAUACACCAUGGGGCAAUAUGCCUCAUCGAUGCUGCCAAGUCAACCACGAGGAGGACAUGUUAGUCCAAUGGGCGUUGAGGGUCGAUCUGGGCUAGGCCUCCAGACGGCGUUGCAUGCACACACGCAGCAACAGUUCCUGUACGGGAACCCGGCAACUGGGGAAACAGGGCCGAACUUGCAUUUUGCAUGA
This is a messenger RNA of Cladophialophora psammophila CBS 110553, 3882 nucleotides long. RefSeq lists its product as uncharacterized. The record is from RefSeq and is a predicted model, not a curated record. The transcript has a single exon. Lineage: Eukaryota; Fungi; Ascomycota; Eurotiomycetes; Chaetothyriales; Herpotrichiellaceae. Bases 1 to 3882 code for a protein of 1293 amino acids.